GUCAGUGUGUGUACAGUAUAUGUGUGUGUGUGUGCGUUGGAGUGAGAGAGAGAAAGUGUGUGUGCGUGUGUUUUGGAGUGUGAGUGAGUGUUGGAGUGUGUGUGUGUGUGUGUGUGUGUGUGUGUGUGUGUGUGUGUGUGUGUGUGUUGGAAUGUGAAAAAGUGUGUGUGUGUGUGUGUGUGUGCUCGCUCGCGCGCAUGUGGGGGUGUGGUUAACAGCCCAAACUUUUCUAGAACAUGCUGGAUGAUUAAAUCUGAAGUUUUGGCGCCCCCUUCCGGAUUAAAAAGUAACUACAAGUAUUAUUACCAUUAUUACUGCCAUAAACAGCACCAGUCAAAAGUUUGGACACAUCUUCAGUGUUUUAGUGUUUGUCUUUUAUUUCUUAUUUAAUGAGUUUUCUACAUUGUAGAUUAAUAUUAAAGAUAUGUAAUUGAAUAAUCUACACAUAUAUAAUUCUGUAGUAAAGAGUAUAAAAGUGUUUUUCCUCCACAUUAAUCUCCUGAUCUAAAGCUGAUGAACUGCGAUGGUGAUUUGAGGUGAUUUAAUUGGGAUGAGCUGGAGCUUCACAGCGUGAAGAAAAGAAAAGCAGCAGCUAUUGUUCAGCACCUCCAGAAACUCCUUCUUUCAAGACGCUGAGAAAAAGAAAACUAUUCCAUGUGACUCUCCCUCAUGAAGACACUGAGAUUUAAAUCUCACCAAGAGUCUGCAGAUCUGAACUCGAAAAAAACACUUUUUUUUACUAGUACAGUUUUUUUUCACAUUUUGGUAAUAAUCUACAAUGCAGAACUGUUUUUUUAAACUAUGAAUAAACUAAAUUUAAAGUGUGUCCAAACUUUUGACUGGUACUGUAUAUUACUUUUGGAAAUGUAUGCAAAUAAAUAAGAAUUUAAACAGCCUCUGGCCUUUGUCUGUAGUAAAGCAGCGCUUUAAAUGCAAUUACAAAUCUUAGUCCACAUAAAUGCUUCAGUUGGUGGUUUCUGCAGGUAGUCUGCUAAUCUGAGCACAGAUUAUAUUAAUAAAAUAAUGGAAAAGAAUGUUUUUUUAUGAUUUUAUGUUCUUUUAUUUAGUUUCAUAUAGUGUAAAUAGAUUUGAUCUUUUUAUAUGCAUCAUCCCUUAUUUAGAUAAAUGAGUAUUUUAGUGUUUUUUAGUGUUUAUCAGGGAUUGGUUAUGGAGGACUCUGUGGAAGUCAUCCUUCAGGAUAAAAGGUCCUGGGUCUCUCAUCGCUCUCAGGACAGGCCGGUGAUCACGGCCGCUUCAGGGGCGCUGCUUAUGGGAUGUUACGGUCUGUGGAGUGUUUUUGCGCUGCCUGGUUUUCGGAGAGUCCCAGUACAUCUUAAGGUGCCAUACUUGCCCUCCAGUGGGGUUCAGACCCAGAACAUCAUGCGGCUCCUGAGGGGCAGAGCGGGCAGGCUGGUGGACCUGGGCUCUGGAGAUGGACGGCUGGUUCUGACUGCCUCUUCAUUGGGGUUCCAGUGUACUGGGUAUGAAAUUAACUCUAUACUGGUGAGCUACGCCAGAGUGAAAGCACGACUGAUGGGAAUCCCAACAACUAGAGCAAGAUUUGUGAAUGAAGACUUAUGGAAGAUGGAGGUUCUGGCCAAGAAGCUAGAGAAGGAGUUGGGAGAUGAUACCCGUGUGAUCGCCUGCCGCUACCCGUUUCCUGAUUGGCCUGUUGCAGAAACAGAAGGGCGGGGCCUGGAUCAGGCCUGGGCCUAUGACAUGACCUCAGUCUGCAAGCCAUCAACAUAAACACCAACUUUAGACUUCAUUAAAGUGGUACUAAACCCUCUGAUUUUAGCUGACUCCACUUUAAGCUCAAAUUUGAAAAAGCCUAAAAAUGGGAGGGGUAGUUUGGGAAGGGCACUGGGUGAUGUAUGGGUUUAGAGGUGGGGAAGUAAAGAGAGAGCUGAUUGGGCUGAGCAGUGUGCCUCUGACAGCGGUAAGAUGCAGAUGGUUGGAUGUCAGCAGGGGGGCGGGAUUAUUGAUAGACUGAUUUGCAUAUUGUGAUGUGCACUGCAAAGGCAGAAAUUGUUUUGUUACUUUAAAGAAGUAAUUUAGUAUUUAGUAUUUUCUUUCUCACUGCCAAAUAUAUAUAUAAACCAUAACAUGCCUCUCCCACAGUGUCAGUUUUAUAUAAAUCUACUGUAUGAGUAUAACUCAAGUGUUUUGAUAAACACUAAAUCAAUUAAACAUUGUGUUGAGUUCUAACUGUGAAAUUUCUAGCCAGUGUGUGAUAUUAAAUCCCAGUGUAUUUUUUCGAACGUAUUUUUUAGUAUUGUAAGGCAUAUUGAGCCAUGCAAUAUAUGUAAUAAUGAAUACAAAUUAUAUUUUGGAAUGAAAAUGCUCUAUUUUUGUAAGUUUAAAAUAAAACAUAUUUAAAAUA
Molecule: messenger RNA, 2383 nt
Organism: Astyanax mexicanus (Mexican tetra)
Lineage: Eukaryota; Metazoa; Chordata; Actinopteri; Characiformes; Acestrorhamphidae
Exons: 4
Coding region: 1126-1749 (207 amino acids)
Biological process (GO): peptidyl-lysine trimethylation; regulation of mitochondrial ATP synthesis coupled proton transport; positive regulation of proton-transporting ATP synthase activity, rotational mechanism
Cellular component (GO): mitochondrion
Molecular function (GO): protein-lysine N-methyltransferase activity
Source: RefSeq, a predicted model, not a curated record